AUGCCAGGAAAGGCGACAAAAGAGAAAUGUAUGCACUGUAAUAAGGCGGCGGCCAAGGAAUUGUUGGCAUGCAAGGUCUGUAGCCAAUGUUGCCAUUUCAAAUGUAUUGGCAUUACUGAUGCUUCAUACAAGGAGAUAAAUGCAAUCGAAGAAGAUAAUAAUGACAGAUGUAAGAGCUUUGAAAUUUUAUUGAAAGAUAUAGUGAAUGAGCAAGACAAAAAAAUAGAAAAUCUAGAGAAAAUUAUUAAUCAGCAUGACAGUAAAAAUAAUGAUAUAUUGGACACAUUAGUAAAUAACAUAGACACCAUAGUGGAUGGCAAUAAACAAAAAAUCCGGUUGCAGCAAAUCGGAAAUAUGACAAACUCAGAUACCUUCACUGAAACUAAAAAUACAGACCCAAAUGUCCUAUUAGCGAACAAAACACCAUCAUCUAAGGAAGUUGUUGAACAAAUUGUUCAGUCGGAAGACUUGAGUUCAGCUCAACAGUUGAAUGACAUAAGUGAACGUUUCGAAAAGAUAGCUAUUACAAAUUAUUAA
This is a messenger RNA of Helobdella robusta, 537 nucleotides long. RefSeq lists its product as hypothetical. The transcript has 3 exons. Bases 1 to 537 code for a protein of 178 amino acids. The record is from RefSeq and is a predicted model, not a curated record. Lineage: Eukaryota; Metazoa; Annelida; Clitellata; Rhynchobdellida; Glossiphoniidae.